Molecule: messenger RNA, 7072 nt
Organism: Ruditapes philippinarum (Manila clam)
Lineage: Eukaryota; Metazoa; Mollusca; Bivalvia; Venerida; Veneridae
Product: adhesion G protein-coupled receptor B3-like
Biological process (GO): negative regulation of angiogenesis; adenylate cyclase-activating G protein-coupled receptor signaling pathway; cell surface receptor signaling pathway
Cellular component (GO): membrane
Molecular function (GO): G protein-coupled receptor activity
Source: RefSeq, a predicted model, not a curated record
UUAAUUGAAGCCAAAAAGACUGGUCAGGUAAAUAUAGUUGAUGUACUGGAUGAGCUUUCAAAUGAGACAUCAGACACGGACGAGAAUAGUACACUUUUGAUUGGAGAUAUAAACGUCGCUGUUAAUACACUUGAGCAAAUAGCUGAUGUGGUAACAGUCAACACAACAAACAUUGAAAAUGUUACAGAUUCAUAUAUACAAACAAUCAACAAUAUUCUGGAUGAAAGUACAGCACAGACAUGGAAGGUGAACAUAAAUCAGACAGGUUCCGGGGCAGACGUUGUUUUGAAGACAACAGAUCGUUUUGUGGAGAAGAUCUUGACAACAUCCAAAAAUUUCACUGCUGAGAUAUCAAAGUCAAAUUUGUAUUUAAAGAUGGCGUCUGUACAAUCAUGUAACGAAGCUUUGAAUUUCCCUGAACAUGGAAACGAAGGUGUCUCAGAGUGGGCUAGAUCAAGGAAGGACGGGCUCGUAAUUGACUGUGACAGUACCGUUGAAUCCUUUAGUGGAAUUAUGUACAGAAAUUUAUCACUGAUAAUAUCAUCAUCAACUAACAACACUAAAUCCGAAGAUCUUCAGCUGAAUGCUCCAGUAAUAUCAUUUACAUUCUAUCCUAAUAACAUUACACGACAACUUGUCAGCCCAGUGGAAAUUCAAUUUCAGUUGUAUAAUAAUACAUUGGAUAAUGCGAGAUGUUCGUUUUGGAAGGAGUCAAAAAGCGAAACGUCACAAGGUUACUGGUCUGAUGAGGGAUGUCGACUGAAAAAAUAUGACAAAGACGAAGAAGUUGUUGUGUGUGUUUGCGACCAUCUUACUAAUUUUGCUGUGCUUAUGAGUCCAUCCAAACACCAGAUUGAGGAAGGACAUAAGGAGGCACUGUCAAUCAUUUCCAUGAUAGGAUGUAUAGUUUCCAUGAUAUGUCUUGUACUGAAUGUAGCUAUACAUGCAUUCUUCUGGAGGUUUAUUAAAUCGGUGCGGUACAUCAUUCAUAUGAACUUAUCCUGUUGGUUAAUUGUUGCUUAUAUCCUGUUUCUUGCUGGGAUAAACAGAACAGAAAACAAGGACGUUUGUACAGCAAUGGCAGUACUUCUCCACCUGGUGUUUUUGAUAGUUUUCUUCGGAAUGCUGACGGAGGGAUGUAACCUUUCAUAUACGGUUCUCAAGCCACUAAGUACUAUAAAACCUGGGAUGCCACUAAUGAUAUCGUCUUAUGUCCUCGCAGUUAUUAUUGUGGUGAUAUCAAUGGGUGCAUCACAGCUACAGGGAUAUGGAACAGAACAGGCAUGCUGGUUAUCGACUGAAACUGGAUUGAUAUGGGCAUUUAUUGCUCCGGUUCUUGUUGUUAUAGUGGUUAAUUUUAUAAUUGUUAUCUUCGUGAUUCGGACAAUGUGUGGCACUACAGCAAUGUCGAAGAAAUCAAACAAAGGACGGGCAAAGGCAGCAUUACGUUGCAUAUUGGUGCUCAUGCCGUUGAUGGGUCUGACCUGGGGGUUUGGAGUACUAUCUUUGAAUAGUGACACAAUUGCUUUCCAGUACAUAUUCGCUAUUCUUAACAGUUUUCAGGGACUGCUGGUCUUCAUAUUUCACUGCGUGUUGGACAAAAAGAUAAAAGAUGCAUUUACAAAACAGAGAAACAAAUGGCUACAGUCGACGCAGAGUUUCGGAGUUUCUGAAGGAAAGAGAAGCAGAACACAAGACACUUCCGUUUUCUGAGAACCAAGAAGAAUCAAUUCAUCGAUGGAGUAUUUCAAAAUGUGAUUUUUCGGACAUUUUGGCCAUUCAAGACUUGGGUACAUCUAAAACAGCACUUUGUAUAUUAAAGCUUCUCGUAGAUCAUAAUCAAUCGAUGAAGUACUUAAAUAUUUGUCGGACGUUUAAAUAUUCACAGAUUCCAUGAAUCCAUCGAUGCAGUAUUUGAAUCACCGAUAUUUCAGACGUCAAAUGGCAUAUUCAUAAAAUUCAAUCCAUUGAUAUAGUAUUCAAUUGUAACUUUGUUCAGCGUCUCCAUAUUCACAAAGUUUUAUUCGUGGAUCCAGCUAUUGAGUAUUUCAGAUAUCAGUUUGGUUUGUCGGAUGUUUGUAUAUGCAUAAUUUUCAAUAGAUCAAUAGAUGUAGUUUUUUUUAAAGAAAUAUCCAUCUGUCAGACAUCUACUUAUUCAGUAUUACAAACAUUAAUCUGUCUGACGACCGCAUAUUUUCAGCUUUACACAACAUCGUGUGCACGUGAUAUUGUAAUACGCUUGUUUUUUGUAUUGUUUGAUAUGUUACGGUGAAUGUUUCUUUCUUUAAUAUGUGGAUUAAAUGAAACUGUGUUCUUUCAAGGAUAAAUAUAUACCUAUCACUGCUGUCAUACAUUUUGGAUUUUAAUCUCGAUAUGAGAAAAUUCUCAUGGUAUCUUGAUAAAUAUUGCUUGUCACUUAUAGUUUGUAAUGCUACAUUUGUUUAAUUGUUGAAGUUAUCUAUCACAUUUAUAGGCUUGCUUUUUUAAAGCUAUCAAAAACUAUAUAUGUAUCACCAUAUUUUACAUCCCAAGAUGAUAUAUUAUGGAUAAAAAUUUCGGCCAAUAAACUUUUAAUAGAUAAAGAUAUAUAUAUUGGUCUGUGUUAUGUAAUACCAGACAAUAGUAGUAGACAAUCCACAAUAGAUGAUAACAUUUUUGACAGAUUGAUUGAUUCAGUUACUGAUGUAGAAAAUUGUUCAAAUGAUGACUGCUAUUAUACAAUUUUUGGCGAUUUCAAUGCUCGAACGUCUGUACUCCCAGAUUUUGUUAUUCAUGAUACUUAUAAUGUUUUUAAUAGUGAUAUUUUACCAGACGAUUAUCAGACAGAUAGAAAUUUAGAUCGGUUUUCACAAGAUAAAGGGCAUGUUAAUAAUAAUGGCAGGUUGCUUUUAGAUUUUUGUAAACAAACGGGUUAUAGAAUAAUGAAUGGACGGAAAGAUCAAGAUUAUAAUAUUGGUAAAUACACAUUUGUGAAUAAUAGAGGGUGUAGUGUUGUUGACUAUUUAUUGUGUAAAAAUAGUGUAUGUGAGAAAAUUGGUACAUUUGAUAUUGAUUGUCCUAAUAUUGUGUCUGAUCACUGUCUUAUAACUGUUUCUUUUGUGUUCAAUAAAUCUACUGAUUAUGUUGACAGUAUAUAUGAUUAUAAUAAUUUAAAUCAGAAUUAUGAUAGUGUUGAUUAUACUUAUGUAUGGAAAGAAAAUUUGAAAGAUCAGUAUAUUGAGUUAUUAUCAACAGAAGAAAAUAUUGAGAAUCUUGAUAAUUUAGAAAAUAAUAUCUUAUUAAGCUCUACAAAGGACGACAUUGAUAAUUGUUUGCAAAAUUUAGAAAACAUGUUUAAUAAUAUUGCUUCUCCUUUUAUCAAAAGGGGUUCAGCCACUGGCUCUAAGUGUGUAACAAAUGAUGUAAAUCAACCAUGGUUUAAUAGUGAGUGUUUUGAAAAGAAACAAAUAUUUUAUAAAUGUUUAAACAAAUAUCGUGAUUGUCAGAAUGAUUUUAAUAGAGUAAACAUGGUAAAAGCCAGGUCUGAGUAUAAAACUGUAUUACGUAAAUGUAGAUAUAAUUUUGAUAAAGAAAAAACAAAUAAACUGUUAACUGUAAGAUAUAAUAAUGCACGUUUGUAUUGGAAAAUGUUAAAAGAAGCUUCUGGUGUAAAUCAUUCUAAUAUACCGUUAUUAACAUUUGCCCAAUAUUUUAAAGCCGUAAAUAGUCCAGAUGAUAGAUUUUUUUCACCUGACGAAGAUAUUUUACAUUUUGUAGAGCGUUAUGAAAAUAAUGAAUUUAAAAUAAUGUUUAAUGAAUUGAAUACCAUCAUCACUACGGAGGAGAUUAGUUUAGCUUUAAAGGAGCUCAAGAAUAAUAGGUCAAGCGGGCCUGAUUUAUUGUUGAACGAAUUUUUUGUACAAGGUAAAGAUAUUUUAUUACCUGUUUUGUAUUCGUUAUUUAAUAAAAUAUAUGAUAUUGGUUAUUUUCCUGUUAGGUGGUCAGAAGGUUAUGUAAUACCUUUACAUAAAAAAGGGAGCAUUAAUAAUGUUGAGAAUUAUCGUGGUAUUACACUUUUAAGCUGUUUAGGUAAAAUUUUCACCCGUAUUAUUAAUAAUAGAUUAAAGUUUUGGGCAGAAAAUUACAAUGUUUAUAUAGAAGCACAAGCAGGGUUUAGAUCAAAGAUGAGUACAGUAGAUAAUAUAUAUGUAUUAAAUGGAUUAUUGUCACACUUUUUAAAUCAAGGAAAGCAACUUUAUACUUUAUUUGUUGAUUUUAGUAAAGCAUUUGACUAUAUUGUUAGAGAUAAUCUGUGGUACAAAUUGAUACAACUAGGUUUACGAGGAAAGAUUUUUGAUAUUGUAAAAUCCAUUUAUGAGUCUGUAAAAUCAAGAGUUAAGCAUUGUAACAUGUUAAGUGAGGAAUACUCAUAUUUACUAGGAGUAAGACAAGGAGAAUGUCUAUCUCCUUUCUUAUUUUCUAUGUUCAUAAAUGACCUUGAAGAUGUUUUUAUACAUGGUAAUAUGACUGGCUUAGAUGUAAACAUGUUUAAAAUAUUUUUAUUACUAUACGCAGACGAUAUUGUUAUAUUCGCAAAUUCACCUGAAGAACUCCAAAAAAGUAUUGAUUUAUUAUACAAUUAUUGUGAGCUGUGGAAAAUGAAGGUGAAUGUCUCUAAAACAAAAAUUAUGAUUUUUAAAAAAGGGGGAACAUUACCACGAAAUUUAGAAUUUUUAUACAAUGAACAGUCUAUUCAGAUUGUGAACAAUUUUUGUUAUUUAGGUGUUGUUUUUACAAGUGGAGGUUCAUUAAGUACCGCCCACAAUACUAUAGCAGGUCAAGCGCAAAAAGCAGUAUUUAAGCUGAAUAAAUAUUUAUACAAAUUUACCUAUUUACAACCAAAACAUAAAUUAGAAUUAUUUGAUAAACUCGUAUCUCCGAUUUUAAAUUAUUGCAGCGAAGUGUGUGGUUUUGUCAAAGAUUUAUCAAUUGAAAGGGUGCAUUUACAAUUUUGUAAAAAAAAUUUGUGCAUUUUUUGAAUAUUAUUAAAUAUUGGUUAAAAAUAUUACAUUUGGGAAGAAACAAGUAUGUCUUCAUUAUUUACUCUUUGUUAAAGGAUGAUUUUGAACAGUAUGAAAAUAGGCAAAACUGGUGUUCAAUGUUAAAAGAUUUGUUAUGUUCACUAGGUUUUGUUGACGCAUGGUUAUAUCAAGGUGUAGGUGAUGAUAAGAUAUUUUUGUCCUUAGUUAAACAAAGAUUAAAUGACCAAUUUAUACAGAACUGGAACUCAAGAUUAUCAAUUUCUAGUAGAGCUUUGUUUUAUAGAAAUAUUUCUUUCUUUAGGUACCAACCAUAUCUUGAUUGUUUUACUGCAAAUAAAUUUGUUCAGUCAUUAACACGUCUGAGAGUGUCCUCUCAUAGACUACAAGUAGAAGCUGGUAGGUGGGCAAAACCAACCAGAACACCUUUAAACGAUAGAAAAUGUUCAAUAUGCAAUACUCUUGAAGACGAAUACCAUUUUGUUAUUGAAUGCUCAUUAUAUACAGAAUUAAGAAACACUUACAUUCACAAGAAGUUUUGGAACAGACCAAAUAUGUAUAAAUUUAUAGAACUAUUAAAUUCAGAAAAUAAAAAAGUGAUAAGAAACCUAGGAAUAUUUGUUGAAAAAGCUUUUAAACUAAGAAAUUCUAUCAUUUAAUUAUUUGUUAAAGUUAUAAUUGUUUUUUGUUAAUACCGUUAGUUGAAACAAUCUCAUGUAGUCAUUAAUAUAAGUUAGUGUCUAAGUAUACUGUUAAUUAAAUUGUCUUUUUUCUAUAAACUAUGCAUACUAUAUUAAUUUAAGUGAUAUAUAUGCUUUCAAAAGAUGAAUAUAUUCUAGGGUUACUUUUGAUACUUUAUAAAUUUUCUUUUGUCUCUAUGGCGAAAGAGCUAUGACACAUGAAUAAUGUUAAUAAUACAUUGUGUAGUAUGCAUAUUUAUUUUAUUGUAUGCGAUGUGCUCAUUUUGUUGAAAUAUAUCAUCUUAAAUAAACGUAUAUAUGUAAAACGAACAUAUUAAUGACAAUAAGUCAUUUUGAACAUGAUUGUUAAUUUAUAACAUAUUAUCAGUCUUGCAAUUUCUUUUCGGUAAGGCCGAUAUAUUUAUGUUAUAACCAUUACAAACGAAUUAAAUAUGCAUCCAUUAUAUUCUAUGUUUCUUGUCUUAGAAUGUGGCAAGAAUCGUGGAUAUAUUUAGUACAUGUAUGUAUAUAACCUAUUAUUUGAUGAAUGUAUAUAAUUUCACAUAGGUUUAAAACUUUAAACAUUUAUCAAAUAUAUAUGUUUUGGAUUACAUUUAUAUCAAAUGAUAACUAUACAUAUAUAUGUAAGUGAAACACAACAUUAAUGUAUUUAUACUUGAAGAGUUUGUCGUUAUGAUCUUCUCCGAUAUUAUCAUCAUGCUAUGUUAUGUAUUUCAUAUGUACGUAUAUGCACUGUUCGUUGUCUAGUAUUAUGCUGUUAUCAUGUCAUCGUGGGCUUUUAAGCCUAAUAUGAUUGAAAUAAAACUAUCUAUCUAUCUAUCUGUAAAAACCGUUUUGCUCUGUUUCAAAGUCUUUGUAAUAGAUGAAUAUUAUUUAUAUAACAAAGUUGUGACAGUUUCAAUGCAACAUGAUUUUGAUAUUUGUACUUCAUUUCAGAAUUCAGAAAGUUUCUUGUCUUUGUGCAGUUACAAUAAUACAGUUUCCAUUAAAAUAUUCAAACAAACAAGAGAAAAAACAAACAACAACACAAUUUGAAACAAAAAGUAACAAGGUCCAUUUGGAUUACUGAUAUCAAUAUAUUUGGUAGAUUGAUGAAAACCGGUGUUGUAGGAGUCACUGCUUAAAUUUUACCAUUAUACAGUAAAUUUCUUUGCAACUUAACAAAUUGAUUGAUAUAAUGUUAACUUUAUGUUAGAAAAUGACAAGCAAGAUCAGCAAGGAGGGGUGGCGUUCAAUGAAGCCUGUUUGUCAUUAACAAUGCACUGGUCUUUUGAGACGUUAGUUACAUUGCAUUAAUUCUGAAUCAUCCCUCAUAAUAUUAUAAUGAUUAUGUUAAUACAAAAAUUCAAAUCA